Molecule: messenger RNA, 8791 nt
Organism: Eriocheir sinensis (Chinese mitten crab)
Lineage: Eukaryota; Metazoa; Arthropoda; Malacostraca; Decapoda; Varunidae
Exons: 12
Coding region: 1411-5982 (1523 amino acids)
Molecular function (GO): serine-type endopeptidase inhibitor activity
Source: RefSeq, a predicted model, not a curated record
UGUAGAGGCAAUAAUGAUGAGAUGAGAACGACGAGGACGACAACUUUGAUGAUGGUGCUAAUGAUGAAAAAGAAGCAACUCGGAAAUAAGAAAAUGAACCAGGAGCUAUGGAGGAGGAGGAGGAGGAGGAAGAGUCAUGAGGGGCAAACAGAAGUCGUCGCAGCAGCACAAGUCGUCCCGUCAGCGGCGAGCCAGUCAGUCGCUCCGAGACGCCCGGUUCAUCAGGUUGUGCGGGGCAGCGGCGAACAGAGGAGGGUCCAGCGUGCGCCUUGCGGGACUCCAGGCUCGGUCAAGGAACUCUGUCGCGGUGCCUUGGGUGUGCGCGCUGCCACCCUGCCACUCAUUCACCCUCCGCGCCGGCUUGAAGCUGGCUGACUAAACUGGCGUCGUUCCCUAGGCGGUGGGUGUUCUGCGGCCUAGCCCGUUUGCAUAAAUAACCAUAAACAAGCCGUAACUCAAGGGGCGAAGCGUGGUUAUUACUUCCUGUUUGGUUUCUAGAGAUGAUCCGGUCCUUUAACGGAGUGUAGCAUAGCUGGAAACUGUGUGUGAGUACGUGUGUGCGUGUGUGGGUGGCCCUCGCAGUCCCAGUCCCCUCGGGAAGGCCGCCACAUACGGUCCGCACCCUCACGCCGCGCACUCAGGCACCUAUAACCAAACAUUUAUCACUAACAUCCGCUGUGGAUCCUGGAAUCUCACUGCCACCCUUUACUCAAGAGAAUUUAUAACUAUUUUUGAGGCGAGCGGUUUAUUUCUGGAUGUAGCACAAAGCUGGGUGCAACUGAACACUGAAUCUAUACCCGGGCGUUCACGUAAUCGACCUCAAUUUUUGUGCGAGCGGGAGAAGAGGAGAGAAGAACAGCGCAGAGCAGAAGAAAGGAGACAGAGAGGAGCACAUCACCGGUUUGACCUUGAAUCGUGUCAUAGAAAAUAAGAGCCGCGAAAGCUCAUUUCCCACAGUGUUUUCUUAACCAAACUAUAUUGCAGUAACUUUUAAAAGAAACUAAAGGAAAAAAAAAGACUGAAACGAGGAAGAAAACCCCACUGUUCUCUUUCAUUAACUCGCGUCUCGUAAAUGUUUUAUAUCAAAGCGAUUAAGGCACAGCAAAACACUUAACAUAUAUGCAAGUUGACGGGAGACGAAAAGCGUCGCAGCGGCGGUCCCGCUAGGCGAGUGUUAUCCUGUGUUGGUUUUACUGCCGUCAGACGCGUUCCUGCCACAAUACACCUGCUGGCCUCACCGCUCCACCGACACCACCUGUUCACCGCCCGCCUCCGCCUGCUCUUCACCCACCUUCUCCUCCGCUCCGUCCUCAGUGUCCUUGUCCUCGCUCCUCGGGCCCUCCACGCGCGGCCUUCAGGAACGUGUCAGUGAACGUGUUGCGUGUGGAUGACUUGAAGCGUCAGCCUCUCAUGGGAACCUCCGAUAUGGGCGGCGUGAGGCUGUGGGGAAGUCUUUGCCUCUGUGCGCUGCUUUGUCUCCCCAUCACCACCGCCCUAAUGACUAAUCCUACGCACAGGUUGAAGAGAGGCGCAUCACCAAUACCAACCUCACUACCAUCAUCAUCAGCAAAACAUCAACACAAGGUGGGGACGGUGGUGGUGAGGGAAUCAGCCAGAAGUUCGCGGUUACCUUGGCAACAUAACCACCACCAGGGGCAAGAUGGCAACCCCUCCCGUCAAGUUGGGUCGUCCUCGCUCUUCCAGGAGGGCGACAAGACGUUCUCCUUCUACCUGUACGGCCGUAAUGGCGAGCUUGAGGAAAGGACUCUCUCUCUUCACCAGGUCCAGGCCAUGCUGCUGGAGUGCUCCCCGUUCCGCGCCCUGGCUGGGGGGAACAGGAGGGCAUCACAUGAACAAGACUUCGAGCUCUCCUCCUCGCACGCCCCGAUCUCCCGCCCCUCAAGCAACAUACAAGGAGUGGUGGCAACGGUACAGCAGAUGAUGGCACAACAAACCCAGCCCGCCGCCACCACCUCCUCCUCCCCCUCCUCCUUGAGCGGGGAGUCCCUGGAGAUCCCUGAGGACAUCCUACAAAACCUCCACAGCAUCCCCAUACACAUAGCGACCCAGUGGCAGUUCCUCUCCACCUUCCCCACGCCGCAGAGCACCACCACCACCACCGGCCUGCCCUCCACAACACCUCCGUCAACUACUAUUUCUGCUAAUACUUCGCCAGAGUCUGAGGUAACGGAGGUGAGUGACAGUGCCUCCGAGAUUACAGAAGUGCCUACAAGAGGUAACAACCGCCUCCCGACAUGGCCUCCAAAUCCGGAUGAGGCUACUGACGAAGGCGGUGAAGUAACGACUCAGAACCUGGAGCCCACGGAGGAUUACCACUCGAGCCCUGAGUCGCCGUCCGUCGAUACAGUGAUUCCCUUGGCCAACACUGCCACCGCUGAAGCUUCUGUGACCAGUGAGAGUGACGAGGAAGGUGCUGGGGACGAUGCCACGACUCCAAACGUCAUGAGCAGCGAGGAGGACGAGGAAAAGGACGAAGAAUUGGUUCCGGAGACGAAGGCGGACUCGCUGCUCUCCACGCUCACUGAUUUCUAUGCUCAGACCUUCAACAGCGCUGCUCUUCCCCCGCCUCCCAGCCCAGACACGGAGACCGAGGAGGAAGAGGACACGGAGGACGAUCACACCACACCACAACCUUUCCACUCCACCUUCAUUGACUUUGCGACGAGUGUACUCAGCGGCGACUCACCCUUCGCCUCAUUCCCUCCGACAGCCUCACCCACGGGGACAGACCCAUCAGACAUUCUCGAAACCUCACCUGCAACUCCUCCUCCAUCAGAUUCUUCCCUCUCCAUCUCUCCUGAUGAAUUCCCUGCUGACGACGGGGAUGAAAGACCGACCCCAAGCACACCCGUUCCAUCGUUCGAAUCCACGGUGGCCACAGUGACAGGCGGCAGCAUCGUCACUCUUCCUUACGAGACUGAAAACCUACUGACCAUCGACAUCGUGGAUCCUGUAGAAUCUGAGAACCCAUAUGACGUUAUGCCUCUCGACGGCCAAGGCGGCAAGUAUCCCCUACAAGCCUCGGGUUCAGGAGAGAAAGAAAACUGGGUGCAGAGUCAACAACAGCCCGGCGGCGAACCUCUAGAUCCGUACGCGAGCCCUGCACUAUUGCUUCAAGUCCUCCAGAGCCACAACCAAUUACUGAACACGACGGAGAAGCGGCCCGAAGGAGAAGGGGAAGGAGGGGAAGAUCCUACCUUGUCCCUCGAUGAAACACAGGACUCACAACACGCCGCUUCCUCCCUCUCCUCCUCCUCCUCCUCCUCCUCCUCCUCUUCCUCCUUGUCUCCCACGAAUCUUCCCCAAACAGACACUGAAGCCGGGGGCGACGAGCACUUGGAGGCGCCUCUCAAGCAGUCCGUUACACAAGGGAACACAGCAGGGGGUGGCGCAGGGCAAUUCGCAGACCCCAUCGGCGCCCAGCCUGCCUCCUACUCAGCGCCAUCAUCGGCAGCAGCACCGCUGUUAGUCGCUACACAAGACGAGCCGCCAACACAAGACCUGGCCAACUCCCCGCCCUUACCUGCCUCCGACGAGCUUUCUAGCACCGGCGGCGCCUCUAGUGUCCUGCCUGCCUCCCAGCUGGCACCAACGGGGCAGCAGGAGAGAAUUGACCUCGAGGCUCUUCAGGUCAACGGAAACCUGACGGAGGGCGACACCUUCUACGACUACUACGGCUCCAACGUCUACCUGGACAACGUGCCGGAGGAGUAUUACAACUAUUACGACCUGCCAUCAAAACAGCCCCAACUCAACACAACAGAACACCUCGGCUUUCCCGGACCCAACGCCACCAGCCCCUAUCACGACCACCACCACCACGACCAUCACCACCACGACCACCACGGGGACCACCACCACGGGGACCACCACCACGACCAUCACCACCACGGGCCGCCUCCAGACCCCCCCGCGACCCUUCUUCAGGCUCCCGAAGACAACCCGGGUUUAGAGGCGUCCGUGGAGAGUCUCAACCCGGAUAUAAGGAUGUUUGUGGACGUGAUGAAUGAUAUUACGUUUAGGGUAUACAAGCGCGCUGCAGCACAACACAAGCGUCAGAACUUCGUCAUGUCACCUCUGAGCCUCAUUUCAACGCUUGGGAUGCUGCUGCUGGGUGCUCGCGGGCCCUCUGCCGGCGUGCUGCGGGAGCUGAUGCAAAUGGACAAGUUCUACACGUUCAACCCCCACCUGGUGCUGAAGAACGUGACGGCGGCGAUGCAGAACCUAAAGGAUGUCCAUGAUGUUACGUUCUUCUGUCAGUUCCUGGUGGACAUGGGCAAGAACCCGUAUUCCAUGGAGUUCUUCUCAAAAGCCAUCAAGGUCUUCUACGACGCCGAGAUCGAGGCCAUGGCGCCCGACAAGUUCGAGUCGUUCAUGAGCGACAAGAUCAACGAGAUGGUCAGUCAGAACACGAAGAACUCGACCCAGCACUUCCUGAACAAAGAGGAGCCGCUCUUCCUCACGCCGCCACUCUCCACUGUGGCAACCAGCUUCCUGCACGCCCGCUGGAGUCUACCCGUGACGCAGGAGGACUUGGUGGACAUGAACUUCAUCCGCUUCCCGACGGCGGAGAGGCGGCUCAUCCAGACCACGGGAAUGCGCAAGAAGGUGACAGUGAACGCAGGCUUCUCCAGGGCGGCCGAGGCGACGUCUGCUGAGGUGCCGCUGUACUCGGGGUCGGGCCUCCUCUCCCUCGUCCUGGUGAUGCCCGGGGAGCAAAAGAACUUCGUGGCCAAUGGACUGACCAGGCUGGAGGCGUCCCUGAACUCGGCCAAGUGGAGUCAGCUGCUUCGCUCAAUGCUGCCCAACACCGUCAACCUCAAGAUGCCGCUCUUCAGGCACCGCGCCUUCCAUAACUUCUCCGGCAUCCUCAGCGACAUAGGCCUCGAGCAGCUCUUCCAGAAGAACGAGGCGGACUUCUCAGGGAUCAACCACAUCAAGAACCUUCACCUGAGCGACGUGGUGCAGCUGACGGAGUUCCAGUCGUGCCAGAUCGAAGACUUGCGCUCGGCUUCAGCUAAAGCAGUGAACGGGCUACGAAAGAGACGAAGACGACGCUCUCCACAUAUCGACAACGCAGCAAACAGUAAAGUUGCUGCCCACGCCCUCCACCCCCCUACCUACAUCUACGGCUUUCCAAUGAGGGAGUACCGAAGGGAAAGGAUCACGCGCAUGGAGUCAGGGCAGAGGCGCGGUGCUGGCGUAGGAGUAAGAGGAAGUGGUGGUGGUGAUAAGGAUAUAUUAAAGAGGAAGAAAACGUCGACGCAGCCAGCUAUGAGUACGAGGAAUAUUGACGGUGGGAUUCAUGAGGCGGAAACCCACGAGUCAGCGGCCCUCAGAUCCUCCACGGACGAGUUAUUAAGGCCAGAAGGGUCAUCACCACAAGAGGCCGCCACCUCCCGCCUGGCCAAGCCUACCACCGACGCCCUCCCCCACGCCGCGGCUCUCUCCAUGGACGGCGAUAUGAAGACACGAAACGAAGACAACGGAGAAGACAAUGAAGGCGAGAACAGUGAGGAAGAGAUGGAGGAGGGGGAGAAUGUGAAGGGAGCGGUAGGGGAGGAGGGCGAGGACGAGGACUACUACUAUUACAACAGCUACAACGACUACAACGACGACUACAACUAUGACUAUCGGGAAGGCAUGUACGACUAUGAUUCUGAAGGACACGAAGAAUAUGUAGCAGGAGGGAGCUCUGCGACAUUCACUCUUAACGAUGAGGAGGAGGAGGAGGCUGGGGAGGGACUAGAGUGGGAGGAGGAGGCUGGGGAGGGACUCGAGUGGGAGGACGAGGACCGGGUGGACAGAAUGGGGGCGGCGGCGGAGGGUCCAGGGGCACACUACCGCCAAAGUGAUGUGGGGACGCUGGCCUUCGAUCGUGCCUUCCUCUACGCCGUCAGACACAACCCAACGGGCCUCCUGCUCUACCUGGGACGCUACCUCAACCCGCAGGUAAACUAGAGGGAAAAACACGCACAAACACACAAACACACAAACAUACCCAACAACCAUGUACUUUCACCAACAUUCCUUAUCAACCUCAGAGUCUUAAAAUGUUCUUGACCUGCUGAAGGAGAGCAAGAAACGAGUCCAUGACACCAUAACAGUACUUUAUCAUAUACUUUUUCUACCUUACCCUUCUUCCUUUAAAUACAUUUUCAGUGAAUCUUCGUCCUCCGCUACAUCGGCUCGCAGGCAAAUUAGAAUAAAAAACACCUAAUCUUCACAGCCUAGAAGCAUUAUAAUUUUACUUCGCCUAAUUACCUACUGCGAACCCUUGGAAUAUAUAGGCGACACUUCCACGCUAUGAAAAUUUAAGCAACUAAAAGCCCGUCAUUAACGUCCCAAGCGCUUCAUUACUCAUUUCUUUUCAGCGGAUCCUUGCUAAUUUACCUCCCAGGGACGAAAACAUUAACCUUUACUUUAGUCCCCCUCCUAAAAAGAGUUCAUGCUCUACACGCUCCGAAACUCGCCCAUUUGUAAACCUUAGAACCGCAUCUUUACCCGUCCGCAGAACCACAAUCGUUACCCUCUACAACCCUUUCCAAGAACCUCUUUCCUCGACUCCCACCGCACAAAACGCCAAAGCAAAGGGAUUAUAAGGUCAUGUUUCCAUUCUCAAAGGUUAUUCGUCUUUUCUUCUCCUCCUCCUCCUCCUCCUUUAUCCUCUUAUCCUUCUCCUGCUUUUCCUCCUAAUCCUCUUUCACGUCCUCCUGCUCUUUCUCCACUUUAUCCUCCUUAAAAAUUCUUCCCUACUCACGUUUAAGAUGUUGACGCUCUUAGCCCCGAGCUGCACAAACAAAAGAGAGAGAGAGAGAGAGAGAGAGAGAGAGAGAGAGAGAGAGAGAGAGAGAGAGAGAGAGAGAGAGAGAGAGAGAGAGAGAGAGAGAGAGAGAGAGAGAGAGAGAGAGAGAGAGAGAGAGAGAGAGAGAGAGAGAGAGAGAGAGAGAGAGAGAGAGAGAGAGAGAGAGUGUGUGUGUGUGUGUGUGUGUGUGUGUGUGUGUGUGUGUGUGUGUGUGUGUGUGUUUCAGGGAAGACAAAAUUUGCUUCUCCAGUGUUCUCAUUUACUUCAAUGUGUCUCAUCUUCUUUUUUUCCUUCUCCUCCUCCUCCUCCUCCUACACCUUUCCCUCCUUUUCCUAAUUCUCCUCUUCCCUCUCCCCAAGCCCUCUCGAGUGUUUUGUCACAAGGGAAUUUAAAGUUUCUUCCACUUAAGUGCGGAAGAGUGAGCGAGCGAGUGACCCAGAACCGAAGUAAGAGGCGAGGACCAACAAACAACCCACGUCAAACUCACCCACUUUUCAUAUCAUUCAACCCACCCGCGCACCCACACACUAUGCCCACUUACAGACUAAACCCGCCCAUCCACGAAGCCCACGCAUCCACUUAAACCCCUUAAUUGCUCUCUUGCUCCACCCUCUUAUAUUCCUGCCCCCGAUCCCGUGACCAACCUACAUAAUUCUCCCAGUAACCCUCUUUCCUUCCUCUCGUCCUCGUCGGGGCACAACAAAGGAGAUACAAUAAAAGUAAUACGUUGUGAAUUGUUGUGUGUUUUAAGAUACUUAUUACCUCUACUCGUCUGUCCUUCCAUUUCUAUAAUAUUCUACAUUCUCUCGUCCUCUUUUCUCCUUCUGUCUCAUCGGUUUCACUUUCAUUUUCUCUUUCUCGGCGUCCCAGGUGUGCGGGGGCUGCUGAUCAGGUACUCUUCGCUCCGGACUCCUCCCUUUCUGCCUGUUUCGUCUCUUAUAAUAAUAGCAAUAAUAAAAAAGGGUAUUUAGAGGGCCAGGCAGCCUUAGUGUUAGUGCUAGGCUGAAGGUUAUGCAUCAUGGUUGUACGUUAGUUAAGGAUAUGAGCUAUUUAUUGAUUCUUCUAUUAUUUAUUAUUACUGCCAUUCUUUAUUAGCGGUGGAGCUGUUCCCUUUGCAUAUACCUAUUUAUUUACAUUUUAAAACGCUAGUGUCUGUGUUACGUCUAUGGCUUUGUUCUUAUUGUUAUGUUGCUGAUUUUCACGUUUCUUUGUUGUCUUGUUUAUUGCUCUGUUUGAGUUUGCACAAUUGUUGCUACGUUAUUAUCAUCCGUUGUUAUAUUAUCUAUUUUUCUUGCGUUAUACGUUAUUUUAUUACCUAUUACACUAUUUUACGUAUAUGUUUAAGUAUUACAUUUAAUUCAUUACUUUUCUAGUUGCUGUAUUAUCCAAGUAUUAUGUAUCUGUAGGUACAAGAUGUAUGUAAUGACGAACCAUGUUUUGCUAUUUUAUCCAAUCACUGUUUAUAUUGUUGUAUUGCCGAAUGUUAUUGUUUUUUGUUUCGUUAUAUUUACUUCCUACGUAUUGUUACCGAUACGUGUCACGGUAAUGUUACCUAUUUAUACAGUAAUCAUUUAUUCCCAGACUGAUUGCUUUGCAGUUUUUCCAUGUGCGUCGUACCUUUGUCGGCUAUUUAUUCAUUCCUUCACCUCAUUGUUCUCGUGUAAGUCCAUGAUAUGUUGUAGUUUUACCUGUACCUGACGUGACUGUUGAAAGCUUACACACACACCUGUAUGAAGCCUCUAAAGGUAUAUAAGUUUGGGGCAAGGAGGGGUGAGGGGUGUGAGGGCAGGUGUUGAGGUAGCCACACCCUUAGGCCACUGUCCCUUACCCUCCACCACUUACCUUCCACCCUUAUCCUCUAUCCUUAUCAAUUUAUCACCUCUCCCCGCCCCCUCCUCUUUACCCUCAAGAGAGCACACGCGCCAACACUGUCCAAUAAAAAAAAUAAAAUUAUCCGUACAUUCA